CACCCAGCAGGCGCUGCGCAGCACUGGGAUCCGCACCCGCGUCGCAGCCCGGCCAGCCUGCUCCGCGCUCGCCUGCCCGUCUGCCCGCCGGCCCCGCGCACCCUUGCUGCCGCCGGUCUGCGCCCAGCCACCCCACGGGCACCAUGCACCUCUCCCAGCUGCUGGCCUGCGCCCUGCUGCUCGCGCUACUCUCGCUCCGGCCCUCCGAAGCCAAGCCCGGGGCGCCGCCGAAGGUCCCGCGCACUCCGCCAGGGGAGGAGGUGGCCGAGCCCCAGGCUGCGGGCGGAGGUCAGAAGAAGGGCGACAAGACUCCCGGGGGCGGCGGCGCCAAUCCCAAGGGCGACCGGUCGCGACUGCUCCGGGACCUGCGCGUGGACACCAAGUCUCGGGCGGCGUGGGCCCGUCUUCUGCAAGAGCACCCCAACGCGCGCAAAUACAAGGGAGGCAACAAGAAGGGUUUGUCCAAGGGCUGCUUCGGCCUCAAGCUGGACAGGAUCGGCUCCAUGAGCGGCCUGGGAUGUUAGUGCGGCGACCCCUGGCGGCGCCAGACUUGGCCAGGCUGUGUGCUCCUCCUUCAGGGGCUUCGUUUGUCUGAGAUCUUGACUUGCCAUGAUUUUUGCACUAGUGGACCAGCCUUUAGAAGCUACCAUUGUGAUGGGUUUGUUCUAUUCCCUCCUGUCUCAACAAUGAAGAGAUGGAGCCACAGGCGUCAAAUUUUCAAUUUGUGAGUUAAGCACCAAGUUCAAACUUCAGAAUCCAAACAAAUGUUAUUCUAUGAGUUAGCAGGAGAUGAGGUCCUGGCAAAUGCCUGGCAUGCACGUCCCCAUAGACCCCUUGUUCUUGGAUGAGACUGUCUGUGGGUACCAGGUGUUCGUGGAGAGAGGUACUCCGCAGGGGGAAUCCAGGUUGCUAAGACUUCUUGACCCCUUUGGCCAGGGAAGUUUGUCAACCUCCUGGAAGUUCUCUUUUUGCUGAAUGCCCACCUCCAACACCUUUAACCUUCUCCACCCCACCCUCACCCCCAGCCCCGUGAGAAGGCAGAGCAUCCUUCCUGCCGCCUGCAACCUCCUAGUGGAGAUGCCUAGGGUAUCUCACUGGGCUUAAAAGAGAAAGACAGCUUAGGGUUUUCCCAUUAAUGAAAGCUGUUCCGAGGCUGUGGCCAUUUCUCUACACAGGAGCUGACUUUGGCUCUAACCAGCUGCCAUAAUGACUGUCGCUGAUGGUUAUAGCCUUGAUUAUAAAAUGCUAAUGGCAG
Balaenoptera musculus (blue whale) is the source of this 1255-nucleotide messenger RNA. RefSeq names its product natriuretic peptide C (gene NPPC). Gene Ontology annotation, biological process: receptor guanylyl cyclase signaling pathway; cGMP biosynthetic process. Lineage: Eukaryota; Metazoa; Chordata; Mammalia; Artiodactyla; Balaenopteridae. The coding region runs from base 144 to 524 and encodes 126 amino acids. Gene Ontology annotation, cellular component: extracellular region. The record is from RefSeq and is a predicted model, not a curated record. Gene Ontology annotation, molecular function: hormone activity; hormone receptor binding. The transcript is spliced from 3 exons.